Molecule: messenger RNA, 623 nt
Organism: Protopolystoma xenopodis
Lineage: Eukaryota; Metazoa; Platyhelminthes; Monogenea; Polystomatidea; Polystomatidae
Source: the annotation of a GenBank genome assembly
ACAAGAUGCAACAGACAAGAUUCAAGAUACAAGAUUCAAGAGACAUGAUUCAAAGAACAAGAUUCAACAGACAAGAUUCAAGAUACAAGAUUCAAGAGAAUUCAAGAGGCAAGAUUCAACAGACAAGAUUCAAGAGACAAUAUUCAAGAGACAAGAUUCAAGAUACAAGAUUCAAGAGACAAGAUUCAAAAGACAAGAUUCAAGAGACAAGAUUUAAGAUACAAGAUUCAAGAUACAAGAUUCAAGAGAAAAGAUUCAAGAGACAAGAUUCAAGAGACAAGAUUCAAAAGACAAGAUUCAAGAGACAAGUUUCAAGAGACAAGAUUCAAAAUACAAGAUUCAACAGACAAGAUUCAACAGACAAGAUUCAACAUACAAGAUUAAACAGACAAGAUUCAAGAGACAAGUUUCAAGAUACAAGAUUCAAGAGACAAGAUUCAAGAGAAUUCAACAGACAAGAUUCAAGAGACAAGAUUCAAGAUACAAGAUUUAAGAGACAAGAUUCAAUAGACAAGAUUCAAGAGACAAGUUUCAAGAGACAAGAUUCAAAAUACAAGAUUCAACAGACAAGAUUCAACAGACAAGAUUCAACAUACAAGAUUAAAGAGACAAGAUUCAAGAGA